Messenger RNA from Arachis stenosperma, 4235 nucleotides. RefSeq names its product NADH-ubiquinone oxidoreductase chain 4. The coding region runs from base 2163 to 3740 and encodes 525 amino acids. Gene Ontology annotation, biological process: aerobic respiration; ATP synthesis coupled electron transport; electron transport coupled proton transport. The record is from RefSeq and is a predicted model, not a curated record. Gene Ontology annotation, molecular function: ubiquinone binding; NADH dehydrogenase (ubiquinone) activity. The transcript has 4 exons. Lineage: Eukaryota; Viridiplantae; Streptophyta; Magnoliopsida; Fabales; Fabaceae.
UCAUAUACGGAUCAGCCUAGGUCAGAUCAAACUGAAUUUCCUAGCUUUUCAGAUGCAGGACUGGGCUUUUACGGCCUUUCAUCAUAAGUAGCGAUCAUCUUUUCUUAUAUGUCAUUUCAUUCAUUCUGAGGGGGAGGUCGGAAUCCCCCGGAAAGAUCUAUUCUGACAGGACGUCUAAGUCUAUCUUAGGAAUUCUCGCCUGCUCCGGUAAGAAAGGAUGACUUUCUUUCGCCCCGGAUUUCUUUCUCGUUAAAGUUAUGGUUGUUCUUUCUUCCUUUCUGCCUGACUGGACUUCUCAGAUGCAUGCAGACCUGUAAAUAGAAAAGAUUCCAGUAGGGCUGGUAUUCUAAUCAAAAUAGAAAGACGAAUUUCAUAUCAGUAAAGUGAAAGUCCGGCUUUCCUCCUUAGGGAUCACACUUCUGGUAAUUCAACGGCUCCCUUUAGGAAGUUCUGUGAAGGAAGAAUAAGAGAAUCCAUGGCUUUUUUCCCCAGGCUUCUUGGAGGUUUGAAGUUAGACUUCUCUCCUGCUGCUAUGGCAACGGCAAUCUAACUACACUAAACUCCGGGGACUCUUAACUCCAUAGAACUCUUAAUCCAUGGCAUAGAAGGGCAGGGCGAUGUCAAACUCAAUAUUAGGAUAUAGCUGUUAGCACCUGCUGAAUAGAAUCCGGCUUUCAGAGCCUACUUACUUGCCUACCUUUUAGCAGUAAGGUCUUUCAAAGACUUCGGCCUUUAGAAUUGCUUACCUGAGUUGUCUUAUAUGGCAUUGUCUCCGGAUUCAAACCUCUUAACUCUCCUCUAUUCUUUGGCGAGUGAUCUUAGCCAUCCGAACGCAUUAAUCUGACUUCCCUGCCCCUCAAUGAUAAGCUUUCUGAAUCAAGGAAGGUUAGAAAGUCAAUCUGAGCUAAGGAGAUAGCAACAAUUGGUCUUCUUCACCCCUCAUAGGAAGAAGGGGCUUAUCAUCUCUCUUCUAAGACAUUCUCAAUCUAUCCGUCUCAGCUCAAACAUUCUUUCUUUGCCCGUUGCUUAAUAGAAUUAAUGCUUUCAAGAUUGGAAUCCCUGGCUUUCGCCAACUCUUUCUAGUGUGUAUACGGCAACUUUGCUAAAGAAGUAGCAUAAGCCUUAUUAUAUGCCGGGGUAAGAUAUCAUAAAAAUAGGAUAACCACCUUCUCUGUCUGUCUUCGCCUCGGUCUGAUCAGAGUAAGAUCAUCUUAUGUAUGAUAUUUCGGAUACAGCUAUCUCAGCUUUUCCUACCAUCGAUGAGUCCAACCCUUCUCUUUGAUGUUAGUAGACCUGUUGCAUUUCCUAACUCAAUAGAAAACGAAAUCGGAUGCUUGAUAGUCAUAAGGUCUUCCUUACUACAGAAGGAGAAGCAUCUUUUAUAUAUAAUUUCGUGCUUUCAUACCAUCUCUUGAAGCUGGGAACGGGCUGAUACGAUUCGAAGACCAAGUCAGAGACUACUGGACGUCUCGCAGAGCGACUCUCAACGAGGACUUUGAGACUUUUUGAAAAAAAUGUGUGUUUUUUUUAAUCCAAGUUUGACUCUGAUUAGAUCCUUAGCGCUUGCGCUAAGUAAGCCCUCCAAGGCCUUAUGUAAUGUAAAAAACCGAGGAAAAUAACGUAAAGUAGAAACGAACAAUACGGUACGAUCGCUAUAUCUUUUCUUUUUCUUUCUCUCUCCUCUAUAGAAAGAGGGGAUUAUACGUGGCGUGGUAUACCUGAUCGUUUGGUCAACGAGACGUACGUAAGUCGGCAUAGCUCCAUUUAGAAUAUAAAAUUCUUUUCUUUUACUUAGCCCGCCUCUCCCAUGACUUUCCGGACCAACCCGGAUCUGCCCUCGAUCCGCAUUUUGGGAGCAGAGCAUGCAAAAUCGAGCAAUGAAUCUUAUAAAAAUUUCCUCGGGUCUUCUAUAUAUAAAUCUAUAAAAAUGAAAAGCCCGGGUAGAAGCACAAGCAAAAGGAGAGAGGAAAAGUAGAAAAAGGAAGGGGGGAGGAGACUCGCCUCAAUACUUCCCACUGGACGAGAGGCGCACCUAACCCACCUACCCACUCAUCAAUCACGGUGUUCAGCUGACUUGUACUGAUAGACCCCUAUAGUAUUGGAAUUAGGCGCCCAUCUUUUUACUGUUGUUAACUAAUCUCUUCAAUGUUCGAUUCUACUCUAUGUUAGAACAUUUCUGUGAAUGCUAUUCUGAUCUAAGUGGUCCUAUUCUGUGUCCCGUGCUAGGAAGCAUUAUUCCUAUUUUCAUUCCAAAUUCAAGAAUACGACCGAUACGCUUGAUUGGUCUGUGUGCCUCUCUUAUUACUUUUUUGUAUUCCCCUGUUCCUCGGAUACAAUUCGAUCCUUCUACGGCCAAAUCUCAAUUUGUGGAAAGCCUUCGAUGGCUUCCUUAUGAAAACAUCAAUUUUUAUUUGGGUAUAGACGGUCUCUCUUUUUUCUUCGUGAUAUUGACCACAUUUCUGAUCCCUAUUUGUAUUUUAGUGGGUUGGUCUGGUAUGAGAAGUUAUGGUAAAGAGUAUAUUACAGCAUCUCUAAUUCGUGAAUUUCUAAUGAUCGCCGUGUUCCGCAUGCUGGAUCCUCUACUAUUCUAUGUUCUUCCCGAAAGCGUGCUAAUCCCUAUGUUCAUUAUUAUAGGGGUAUGGGGCUCGAGACAAAGAAAGAUCAAGGCAGCAUAUCAGUUUUUCCUUUAUACUUUACUUGGAUCUGUUUUUAUGCUAUUAGCUAUUCUGUUGAUUCUUUUCCAAACAGGGACCGCCGAUUUACAAAUAUCAUUAACCACAGAAUUUAGUGAGCGGCGCCAAAUCUUUCUAUGGAUUGCUUCUUUCGCCGCUUUCGCCGUCAAAGUGCCUAUGGUACCAGUUCAUAUUUGGUUACCCGAAGCUCAUGUAGAGGCGCCUACGGCAGGAUCCGUCAUCUUGGCAGGAAUUCCUUCAAAAUUGGGAACCCACGGGUUUUUAAGAUUUUCAAUACCCAUGUUUCCCGAAGCAACACUUUGUUCCACUCCUUUCAUUUAUACUCCAAGCGCGAUUGCUAUAAUAUAUACUUCCUUGACCACUUCAAGACAGAUCGAUCUUAAGAAGAUCAUUGCUUACUCCUCAGUAGCCCAUAUGAAUCUGGUGACUAUUGGUAUGUUUAGUCGGGCGGCGGCCGUUAGGUCACCUAUUUUUAGUUAUGGACACACAAGACAAGGCCAAAACAUGUGUGCCGGGCGUGCGACCCAUCAACCUACGAACAUACAGGGAAUUGGAGGUAGCAUUCCACCGAUGUUAAGUCAUGGACUGGUUCCUUCAGCCCUUUUUCUAUGUGUUGGUGUUCUAUAUGACCGACAUAAGACUCGACUCGUUAGAUAUUACGGAGGUUUAGUGAGCACCAUGCCGAAUCUCUCUACCAUUUCCUUCUCUUCCACUUUGGCCAAUAUGAGUUCACCUGGUACUAGCAGCUUUAUCGGGGAAUUUCCCAUCUCAGUAGGAGCUUUCCAAAGAAAUAGCUUAGUAGCCACAUUAGCAGCGCUUGGGAUGAUUUUAGGCGCGGCGUAUUCCCUUUGGCUAUAUAAUCGUGUGGUUUCUGGAAAUUUAAAACCCGAUUUCCUAAAUAAAUUCUCCGAUCCAAAUGGCAGAGAAGUUUCCAUAUUUAUACCUUUUCUUGUUGGAGUUGUUCGGAUGGGUGUUCACCCCAAAGUGUUCCCGGACCGCAUGCAUACAUACGUAAGUAACUUAGUGCAACAUGGCAAAUUGAAUUGAGAGGAAUCAGCAAAGAAAAGAAAAACGGGUCAACUUAUGUGUAUUUUUGAGAGAUUGUCCUCGGCUCGGGCUGAGGAGUGUCCGCAUGAGUUCGUUGAGGUGUCUACACAGGUUCGAAGACGCUCUUUUAUAUUCUGUCGAGAGUUCGGAUUGCUCCACCUAAGUAGAACGAAAAGAAGGAAUUGGAAAUUCAAAGGGGGAGCCAGAUCGCUUCCGGUAGCUUGCUGACUCUCCUAGUAAGAAGAAAAGGCUCUUUGGCGAAUUCUUUAGAUCUGGGUAGAGUCUCGCUCAGUAAAGAGGGUUGUAAAUUCUUAAGAUCAUGAUAAAGUCCCCUUUACUUGAUAUUCUAUUAGUAAAGCGCUAGCGCGCCCCCUUCCUUUACUUUAGAAGCCGUUGCUUGUUUGGGUCGAGCGUCUUCAAACCUCCUCUGAUUCCGAUAAAUCGGUCAAGCGGGGGCUACCCUCGACUCACCUCUCUAUCUAUAAAAACCCCUCC